UACAAUAAUAACAACGAUAUACCGGGUAUUGGAAUAUUGAUUAUAGAGUUUGUUUUGGGUCCUCAGCAGCAGCAGCAUUCAUGCCAGCACUUGUUCUUCGAUGUUGAAAAGAAAGACACGUCAUCUAUUUAUUAACAGAAGUUGAAUAGAGCGACGUGUGCUAUUUUUUCCCCAAAAAGAUGACCAAGGAUGCAAAAAGUGCUGCUACAAUACGACGGAGAAAGAAAUGCAACAGUUUUAUUGAUUUUGAGCGAUUCAAAAGCAGCAGAGCUUCGUCACCUCAUGAGCAAAUUCGUCAGAAUCCAGAAGACCAUGAGAGCUAUCUGUUUGAUGAUGAAAUUUUAGGUCCACUGAUUGUCAAGAAGAUUAUGUCUUCAGAAAAGUCUUUAUUUUUUGCCCUUAUUUGCAUAAGAAUUGUUAACUCUUUACUGAUUCAAACAAGCUUUGUUCCGGAUGAAUACUGGCAAUCAAUUGAAGUUGCACAUCAUAUGGCUUACGGAUAUGGUUAUAAAACAUGGGAAUGGAAUAACGGUCUUAGAGGCUAUUUAUAUCCAAGUAUUUUUGCCAUUUUCUACAAGAUUUUGGCAAUACUGGGAAUGGAUAACAGAGUCAUGUUGAUCAAGUUUCCCCGCAUCAUUCAAGGAGUGAUAGCAGCCUGUGGAGACCUCUACCUGUACAAGUUGUCCUGGCUACUCAGUGACCGCGCCACUGCCCAGUGGGCAUUGUUCUGUCAGAUGACUAACUGGUUCAUGCUCUAUUGUUCCACUAGGACUCUAACAAACAGCACUGAGACAGCAAUUGUAACUGCUGCACUAUAUUACUAUCCAUGGCCGUUGAAAGUGACCACACAGCAGUCAGUGAGGAGGUUCCUGUCUCUGGCGGCCUUGUCCAUCCUCGUACGGCCCACAGCGGCCAUCAUCUGGAUCCUCAUGUGUGCCUGGCAUCUUCAGACCAACACACACAGGCUACCUGCUACACUCAAGCACUACUUUCUUGUUGGCCCAGUAACCUUGCUGCUGUCAGCCGCACUUGACCGUGUGUUCUAUGGAGAGUGGACCUGCGUGCAGUAUAACUUCCUCAAGUUCAAUGUCCUAGGGGGUGGGGGCUCCUUCUAUGGCACCCAUCCUUGGCACUGGUAUCUCACACAGGGCUACCCAGUCAUCAUGGGUCUGCACGUGCUUCCAUUUCUACUUGGCAUAUGGAGGGCAAAAAAUAAAGUUCCACUUCUGGUUAUAAUCUGGACCAUCUUUAUAUACAGCUGCCUGGCACACAAGGAGUUCAGAUUUCUGAUGCCAAUACUACCAUUAAGCUUUCACUACUGUGGCUUGUUUUUCCAAAACUACUGCAAGAAACCAAAACUGAAAAAGCAACUGAUUAAAAAAGAUGUUCAAAACACUUUGUGUUCUGAUAAGAAGGAAAAUGUCCUUAUAAGUAAUCCAACCAAAAAUUCUACAAUAUCCAGUGAAGAACCUGAAGACAACAAAGAUAAUACUUCAGGAGUCAAUGAAAAGACACUUCAACAGAAAGACGUUUCUGACAUGGCCGAAGCGUCACGAAAACAGAAUGCAGUUCAUAAAGCACAUUUAUUUAGAGCUAAAUUACUUGUCAUAUUUCUUUUACUCAUAAACAUUCCAGCAACAAUGUACUUUAGUUUGAUCCACCAACGAGGGACCAUUUAUGUCAUGAAGUUUUUGCAUGAUGUCAGUUAUGAGCAACAUACAGACGUCUUAUUUCUGAUGCCAUGUCAUUCUACACCUUACUAUAGUUACCUUCACAGAAAUAUCAGCAUGCGAUUUCUUACAUGUGAACCAAACUUGAAACAAGAAGACAACUAUGUGGAUGAAGCCGAUGCAUUUUACAGAGAUCCAGUAUUGUGGCUGAAGUCCCAAUAUGCUGCAACAGCUGCACCAUGGCCAUCACAUUUAGUAUAUUUCAACUCCUUGCAAAACGAGUUGAGUCAGUAUUUACUGCAGAAUGGCUACAAGGAUUGUGCUAGUCUAUUUCACACACAUUUACCAGAGGGCAGAGUGGGCAGUCAUGUAAUCGUUAGCUGUAGAUAGCAUUUGUAUUGGUAUAACACCAUGCCAAUAUACAGAAUACAAACGGACCAGGUGGUUUUCCAGUGUUCCAAUUUAUAUAAGGUUUAUGGAAAAUUAACAAUAUUCAUAAAGAUUAUGCUUAUUUUAAUAUAUUAUUUUUUAUACGAAUUCAUUUAUGCAAUAUAUAUGUUGACACUAUUAACAUUAUGUGCUUCACUUGGUAUAAAAUGCCCAAAAAGUAUUUAUGCUUGAAGGCUGAACAUUUACAAGUGUUUGAACCAUUGUGUGAACUUUACUUUCAUAUUUUGAUUGGGAUGCUUUUGAUAGAAAUAGAGUUAUGGCCCUAUUUAUCCAUUGCAAAAAAUGUUUAAGGAUAUAGAAAUGAAUGGCAUUGUCUCACUGUUCUACGCACAACUGCGCAAACAGAUAUCACUUCUAGUGUGUUUAUAAGUUUUUU
Dreissena polymorpha is the source of this 2496-nucleotide messenger RNA. RefSeq names its product GPI mannosyltransferase 3-like. Gene Ontology annotation, molecular function: alpha-1,2-mannosyltransferase activity. Gene Ontology annotation, biological process: GPI anchor biosynthetic process. The coding region runs from base 180 to 2060 and encodes 626 amino acids. Gene Ontology annotation, cellular component: endoplasmic reticulum membrane. The record is from RefSeq and is a predicted model, not a curated record. Lineage: Eukaryota; Metazoa; Mollusca; Bivalvia; Myida; Dreissenidae. The transcript has 8 exons.